Messenger RNA from Ictalurus furcatus (blue catfish), 6137 nucleotides. It is a transcript of the gene ift80, whose product is annotated as intraflagellar transport 80 homolog (Chlamydomonas). Gene Ontology annotation, biological process: cilium assembly. NCBI's taxonomy places the organism in Eukaryota, Metazoa, Chordata, Actinopteri, Siluriformes, Ictaluridae. The record is from RefSeq and is a predicted model, not a curated record. Gene Ontology annotation, molecular function: protein binding. Gene Ontology annotation, cellular component: cilium; centrosome; intraciliary transport particle B. Bases 392 to 2725 code for a protein of 777 amino acids. The transcript has 21 exons.
UUCAAAAAAAAAAAAAGGGUGACUGCGCGUGCUCGCCAGGUUUUACACUCAGUUCAGUGAGAAUUGGGUAUUUGUUGAGGUUUUUUUUCUUCCUCAACGUGAUAAAUAAUUAUGGGUUAUUUUGGAUAUAUUUAAACAAACCGACGUGUAGAAACUUUUGCUUAUUUGGACAAGCAACACUAUAAAUGUUUGUUGCCAUGGCAGUUUACGCAGUUAUCGCGAGAACAUACAUGAACUUGUGAGGAGAUUUUUUUUAAUCUCGCGAGACAAACGCCUGAUCUCGCGAUACAAACUGGCGAAGUAAAAGACAGGGAGAAGCUUGAUAGCUUAGCAGUAAGAAAACAAGAGUCUGUCCACUGGAGCUGGAUUUGUCUCGACAGGAAAGUACAGAAUGAGAUUCAAAACAUCUCUGCUGAAGGAGCCAAAGCAUAAAGAACUGGUCAGUUGUGUGGGCUGGAUCACAGCUGAUGAAGUCUAUUCCUGUAGUGAAGACCAUCAGAUUUUAAAAUGGAACCUGCUCACGAGCGAGACCAGUGUGGUGGUGAAGCUCCAGGAGGACAUCUACCCUGUUGACAUGCACUGGUUUCCCAAGACUAUAGCUGGGAAGAAGCAAGCUUUGGCAGAAAUCUUCGCCCUCACCAGUACUGAUGGUAAGUUCCACUUGAUGUCUAAGACGGGACGCAUUGAAAAGAGCGUAGAGGCCCAUCGAGGAGCCGUGCUGGCAAGUCGCUGGAACUAUGAUGGAACUGCUCUCAUCACUGCUGGUGAGGACGGCCAAAUCAAGAUCUGGUCUAAAAGCGGGAUGCUGAGGUCCACUUUGGCCCAACAAGGAUGUCCUGUGUACUCCGUGGCUUGGGGUCCAGACUCUGACAGGAUACUUUACACGUUCGGCCGGCAGCUCAUCAUCAAACCUCUGCAGCCGAGCUCCAAAUCUUUGCAGUGGAAAGCUCACGAUGGCAUUAUUCUAAAGGUGGACUGGAAUUCCGUGAAUGAUCUGAUCCUGUCUGGAGGUGAAGACUGUAAAUAUAAGGUGUGGGACAGUUACGGGCGGCCUCUCUACUCGUCCUCCCCCCACGACUACCCUAUCACCUCUGUGGCUUGGGCUCCUGACGGCGAGGUGUUCGCUAUGGGCUCCUUCAACACCCUCCGACUGUGCGACAAGACUGGGUGGUCAUAUGCUCUGGAGAAGCCGAACACAGGCAGCGUGUUCAGCCUGGCCUGGUCUGCUGAUGGCACUCAGUUAGCAGGAGCAUGCGGGAAUGGCCAGGUCAUCUUUGCUCACAUCGUGGAGCAGCGAUGGGAGUGGAAGAACUUUGAGAUCACGCUGACUAAAAGACACACCAUGCAGGUGAGGAACGUGCUGAAUGAUGCAGUGGACACUUUGGAGUUCAGGGAUCGAGUUAUCAAAGCGUCACUAUCUCAUAGUCACCUGGUUGUGGCCACGGCUCUGCAGUGUUUAGUCUACAACACUAAAAACUGGAACACGCCACUGAUAUUUGACUUGAAGGAAGGCACUGUCAGCAUGAUCCUCCAGGCUGAGAGGCAUUUCCUAUUGGUGGAUGGUGGAGGCAUCUACGUGUACUCGUACGAAGGUCGUCUGGUCUGCGCUCCCAAGUUUCCAGGCAUGAGGACAGAUAUUCUGAACGCGCAGACCGUCUCACUGAGCAACGAUACCAUCGCUGUACGUGACAAGGCCGACGAGAAAGUCGUCCAUUUGUUUGACGCUCAAACAGGAAAGCCCAUCGGUGAUGGCAAGCCUUUAACCCACAAGAUGGAGGUAAUGGAAAUUGCCCUUGACCAGUGUGGAGCCUCCAACGACAGGAAGAUCGCUUUGAUUGACAAGAACAACGACCUUUAUCUGACCUCUGCGCGCAGGCUGGGCAGAGAGCAGAGAAUGCACAAGAUUGGCUCUAUGGUUCACACCAUGGUCUGGAAUGACUCAGCCAACAUCUUGUGUGGAAUCCAAGACAACCAGUUCACUGUAUGGUACUACCCCAGUGCUGUGUUUGUAGACAAGGACCUGCUACCCAACACACUCUUCACCAAGGAUGCCAGUGAAUUCAGCAGCGCUCCACACAUCCUGAACUACACGGGUACGCAGGUGACAGUGAGGCGAGCUGAUGGCUCGUUGGUAUACGGCGGCGUGCCACCCUACCCCACCAUGCUGCACGAGUACACAGGCUCCGCUCGCUGGGAGGAGGCCCUGCAUCUGUGCCGCUUCGCCAAGGAUCAGGCCCUGUGGGCGUGUCUGGCUGGCAUGGCCAUGGCGAACAGAGAGCUUAACACGGCUGAGACAGCAUACGCGGCCAUCAGAGAGGUGGAUAAAGUGCAGUAUAUAAAAUUUAUAAAGGAUUUGCCCUCUAAGGAAUCCUCCCUGGCUCAUAUACUACUCUUUAGUGGACAAGUACAAGAAGCUGAAGCUACAUUACUACAAGCAGGCCUCAUAUACCAGGCCAUACAGAUCCACAUUGACCUCUUCAACUGGGACAGAGCUCUGGAACUGGCAGUGAAGCACAAAACCCAUGUGGACACCGUCCUUGCUCACAGACAGAAGUUCCUGCAAGACUUUGGCAAAGAAGAAACCAACAAGCGUUUCCUGCAGUACUCUGAAGGGGUGGAAGUGGAUUGGGAGAAGAUCCAGUCCAAGAUUGAGAUGGAGCUAGCCAAAGAGAGAGAGCGAGCAGCCAGCUCUUCUGUCAGGAGCAGCAUGGCCUCUCACCGCUGAAAAACAGACAUUACCCAGCAACCAUUGUUCUCACUGCUGACCUGAGGGUCACGGAGAGACCUGGAGCCAAUCCCAGGGAGCGUCGGGCACAAGGCGGGGUACACCCUGGACAGGGUGCCAGUCCAUCGCAGGGCACAAUCACAUACACACUCACACCCAUUCAUACACUACGGACACUUUAGACACGCCAAUCAGCCUACCGUGCAUGUCUUUGGACUGGGGGAGGAAACCGGAGUACCCGGAGGAAACCCCCGCAGCACGGGGAGAACAUGCAAACUCCGCACACACAUGGCCCCGGCGGGAAUCAAACCCUGGAGGUGUGAGGCGAACGUGCUAACCACUAAGCCACCGUGUGCCCAGUGUUACAAAUGUGUACGAUUAAUAUCCUCCUCUAACAGUUUGUAAUGUAGCACAUAGACAGUCAUUCUGUAGCUGUAGUGUUCUAUCCUCACGUCGCUCAUAAAAGAUUUUACUGUAGUGCAGCAGGCUUUACUUUUUCUGUUUGGCUGGUCACUCUGGCCAGAGUGGAAAACUAAUAGCCAGGCUCCUGAGCGGUGCAGAAGGAUGCCGGAGAUCCUGACGAUACCACAGCCAUCUACUACAGGCCGGGAGUCCGAGAGAGCAAAACUGACCGUGCGCUCGGGGCUGGACGUGUGUCGUACUCUCUCUUCCCUUUCAAUCAGAGUGACACUAGCCAGUCGUUGGCACCUGUGAGAUCACGUAUGCGGAAGAGGGCUGAUAGCUCUUUCCACCAAGUACGCUACACUGCAUUGUGAAUCUUCGUUUCUGGGGGCUUUACAUGUCUACCAGGAAGUGUGUGUUAGCUUUCACUCUCCCUGAUUGGUAGUUGGUAGUAGUAUGAUAAGAGAGAGCAGGCUGGUGGGAGGGAAUUGACCAAGACUAUAUUAGAGAGAAAAUGUACGGAAAAUGCACACACUACUGAUUUUUCCACCCCUGAAUAUAAUGCUAUAAUAUAACGAUUUUUUGGGGACGGAUAUUUUCCAGGUCUUUCAGAGCGAUCCAGGACUGCUUUGAACUACAUCAACUCUACUCUCAAACUCAGACACUUUGUCUAGGUUUUUGUUCUCUUUUCCGGGCCACAAGCUUUCAGGAUCUUAAAGGUUGCAAUCUGAUUGAGGCUCUGCACUUCCAGGUGCCAGUAUCUACCAGUGUCAACCUUUUAAGUCUGUGAUAAAAGAAGCUUUUCAGAGCAUGAAAAGAAGCUUUUCAUCUAGUCAGUAGUCUUAAAAAAAAAAAAAAAAAAAAACAUUCACGACAUUAGAGGUUAUUUGAGAGUUUUGCUUGAAGCAAAAUGAGAUAUCCUUGUGAGAUUUUUGUGCUUGGACAUUUUCAAUGUCAGUCAAAUGGGCUUUUUCUGGAAAGUACCAACUGGUCCGGACUACGUGACAAACCAGAUAAACACUAAACAUGAGUACAAUAAGGUACAUUUUACAAAUGCAGAUUUUAGCAGCUGCGUUUUACAGUCCGUAGAAUAGCCGUUAGUUUUGUUUGCUCAUUUUUUUUUCUUUCUUUCCUUUAUCUCUCAUGAAUUUUCAAUUAAUUUAUCUCUCUUGACUGUCAUGGUUCAUAAAACAGCACUUUGAUUUACAUCCUUGGCUCCUUCCAUCGGUUUCUCUCAUCUCCCUUUUUAAUCUCCACCCAUGUUCCAGUCAAUUGUUUCUUUUCUUUUUUCCUGUCCAUAACCGUUUGCUUCGUGCAUUCUAUAUGAAGAGGUCUCUGCAUUGACAUGUACUUAACCGAUCUGUGACGUAUCGUAAAACUAAUGGCUUCCAUCGGGUUCGUCAUUUUAAGUGAGUUACAGCCAAGCAUUUGCGGUCUGUCUUGUACUCCAGACUCGCUGUCAUCAAGCUCUAUUGCUUCCUUGCCAAUCGUUAGGUAUUAAUCUCUGAUUGUCUUUCAAGGGACAGUGGAGUGCUUAGAUUUUAAGACGUGAUGGAUUCCAGGCAUGUUAAAUAGAGACAUCUGAGAAACAGCAAACAUAUUUUUUUCCCCUGAAUAAUUAUUUUCCUGUCACUUUUAUUACGUAUCAAUUUAGCAGUUAAAAAAAAAAAAAAAAAAGAAGUCGUCGUCGGUGAAAACGACACAGAUUAUAUAGAGAAGAUAACUCCAAGAAUAGACAUGCUUUGAAAGAAAAUGACUACGUUCUGCGUACAUCGUUAAUCUGGACUCGUGCAGAAAAUGGGGUCGCAUAAACGGAAACAUUCUCCAAAGUGAGCUUAAGGUCAUAAGGAUGUUUAUUCCUGUCUCUUAGUUUGUUUUGUUUACAUUUCCUAUUCGUAGCUAUCGUGUUUGUAGCUAUUCCGAGAGUUCUGUGUAAUUCUGUGCAGUCGUCCUAUCUGUGGCUUUUUGAGGAGCAUUGUAGCAGCACUGACAUUAGCUAGAACUUUAUCGUUGGCCAUCUUUGGUCGCAAAUCACGUCACGUUGGUGAGUACAUCACGUUAUGACCGCCGAUCUUAACUACACAACCAAAGAAUUCUUUUACUGUUAUGAGAUUUCUGUCCAUGACAGCAAACUCCUGGUGAUAAUUAUACAUCAUUAUAGAAACUGCUAGUCUUCAUCACCACAUCUGGAUUUAAAAAAAAAUAUAUAUAUCUACUUAUUUCUAGUAACAUUAAAAACUCCUUCCUUCUGUAGAUGAAUGCUUUUACAGUAAAUCCCCUAAAUCCAAAUCCAGAUGUUGAGAUUUUUUUUUUUCUCAUCUGGUCUGAAUCAUGUGUAAAUUGUCCAGUGUUGAUCUACGUAAUUUAGAUGUAUAUCAGUAAAAAAAAAAAACGAAAAAAAACAACAGACUUACUGUGAAUACAGAGAGAUCAGCUCCUGAAAGUAUAAACAACAUGAAAACAGCACUGCUUAUGCCAAAGUUAAAUAUUUAGCACGUGAUCAUUCUAAUACUGUCAUGGCCUCCCUGGGGUAGUUCCAUCUUGAAACACUAGGGGGCACCCAUGUUACCCGUGUAGAACUUCUUCCUCUGUUGUCUCCCUCCAUUUUCUGUGUAACUGUACUCAUGUGUUUCUUAUUUCCCUGAUUGGUUAGUGCUAAAGUUCCCUGUGUUUCUUCCUUAGUUGCUGGAGCAGUAACUCAUGUCAGGUUAUGUUUGAGUUUCUGGUGUUCUUAUCUUUGUGUUAUUUGCACUAUAUUUUUGGUCAUUUAGCAUUUUUCUUAGUGUUUACUUCCUAGUUUAUUAAAUUCUGAUAAUCCUGGUUCCUAUUGUGUCUACAGAAUCUAUUGUGUUUGUCCCUUUAGUCUGUUUCUUUGAGCCUGUUCACUGUGUUGUCUUCAAUAAAGAAGUUCUGCACGUGCAUCCGCCUCCACGGACUCUCCAAGGUCCAGCCAAUUUUCUAACAGUGCAUGUUUUCAUUAUGUGGUUUAUGUGUCUUAGCAGCAACAUUU